Anguilla rostrata (American eel) is the source of this 1954-nucleotide messenger RNA. Its product is annotated as ZP domain-containing protein-like. Bases 309 to 1361 code for a protein of 350 amino acids. NCBI's taxonomy places the organism in Eukaryota, Metazoa, Chordata, Actinopteri, Anguilliformes, Anguillidae. Gene Ontology annotation, cellular component: cell surface. The transcript is spliced from 9 exons. The record is from RefSeq and is a predicted model, not a curated record.
CUGUGCAUUCCUGUACCGAGGGGGAACUUCUGCCCCAGUUUCUGUCCCCAACUCCAAGAAAUGGAGAAUUCCUUAAUGCGUCUGUCAAUCGGGAACUGGAAAUCAAGCUGAGCGCUACCGCAUCACAAUCAUGGGUAAACGACUUCAUUAUCAGCGGACCGCUGAACAUCACAAAAUACAAUACUAUCAAUGGGGCAGUUGGAAAAUCUCUAAUAAGGUGGACACCAACUGAAAAUGACCUUGGUGAUCAUGUUCCAAUUUGCUUCAUUGCAGAGAGUCACUCUGGGUCCAGAAUCUUUCAUUCGGAAAUGAGAUGCGUCAUUGUCUCUGUUGUACGUGGACCUGGCAAAGCCACUGUGAUUUGUGAUGAGAACACAAUGACAGUGGAAGUGGAGAAGGCCUCAAUAAUUGGACUUCAUGAAGAUCACCUGCGUCUCAAUGAUGCCUCUUGCACCCCCAUCUCCAACGCCACCCAUGUGAUCGCUGCCAUGUCCCUCAGCUCCUGUGGGACAAUACUGGAGGAGGACGUGGACAACCUGAUCUUCAAAAAUGAAAUUACGUCAUAUGACAAACUUGGUGACGUCAUUACCAGGAAACAUCAGGUGGAGAUCGAGUUCUCAUGCACGUACCCCAAGAAGGGCAAUGUGUCUCUGGAAUUCCGGGCGCACAAGAUUCCUUUCGUGUUCACGGAAAAAGGGUUCGGAAAGUUCACCUACCAGUUUGAGUUCUUCCACAGUAACCUGUUCGACCGCAUGGUGGACCCCAGUACCUACCCAGUAGAGGUGUCCCUGAGAGAGAUGCUCUACAUGGAAAUCAAAGCCACUUCCUCUUUUGCCAACACUGAACUCUUUGUGGAGUCCUGCAGAGCAACCCCUGUUGAUGACCCCAACUAUCACAUUUUCUAUGACAUAUUUGAAAAUGGUUGCGCAGUGGACGAGACGGUGGUGGUCUAUCCAAGUCACUCUUCAGAAUUCAAAUUUGGAAUUGAGGCCUUCAAGUUCAUUGGGCAACAUGAGGAGGUCUUCAUAAGCUGCUCAGUCAUCCUGUGUGUGGCAGGGAACCCCUUCACCAGAUGUUCUCAGGGCUGCAUCAAUGCCACAGCCUCCCCUGUUGCACAUCACCACCACAGGAGGGCUGUUGCCACAGAGACGGUCAGACACUACAUUUCCCAGGGGCCUUUGCGUCUAAAGAAGAGCACAGACAUCACAGUUUCCAGCGUUGGCUUGAACGUGAACCUGGUUUUCAUCGCUGCUGUUCUCCUGGUCGUGGUUGCCAUUCUGUGUGGAGCAGUGAUUUAUGCAGCAAAGAGGUCAAAGGUGAAAUACCAACCAAUUCCAUCUACUGACCCUGAGACCCUGUAAUGUUGGCUCAUUAAGCAUAAUGCGUGCCUUUUUAACAAUCACAUUCAUGCCAUAGUUGCCUUUUUCAAAUGAAAGAUUAAAAAUUAUUUUAAAAAAUAAUAAUAAUAAAUUUCUGGAUUUGUUUAUCAGAACCCUUCCGUAACCUUGACUGUUCAGUAACCUAGAUGAUGCAAAAUGUAAUGUUGUAAUGUCUCUGAAUUAAUUUGAUAUAAAGGUUGCACAGAUAGGUGGUAUUGUAGUAUAAUGGUUCAAGUACUGGCAGUACUUCGGUUCCCAGAUAGGACCCUGUCCUUGCUAUAUGGAAAAUUAAAGUGAACAUCACUGUGAAUAAGAGUGUCUGCAAAAUGCCCUUUAUGUAAAUAAUAAUACUCUCAUGCAUUUUUAAUGCUUUCAUUUUCCAUCACAUGGUACCUGUAUUUUGUUUCACUUUCAACUUGUGGAUGAAGUGGGGAAAAGACAUACUUUUUCUAUUUGUUUGUAACUUGUUUAUCUGCUGUCUUGUGUUACCGUGUUGUUUGUCAUAUCCCCCCUUGCAAAAGUUAUUUUGAUCUUAGUGGGGUUUUCUUGGUUAAAUAAAGGUUCAAAAAGAAAAA